Gastrolobium bilobum is the source of this 1593-nucleotide messenger RNA. RefSeq lists its product as uncharacterized. NCBI's taxonomy places the organism in Eukaryota, Viridiplantae, Streptophyta, Magnoliopsida, Fabales, Fabaceae. Gene Ontology annotation, biological process: DNA integration. The record is from RefSeq and is a predicted model, not a curated record. The transcript has 2 exons. Bases 1 to 1593 code for a protein of 530 amino acids. Gene Ontology annotation, molecular function: RNA-DNA hybrid ribonuclease activity; nucleic acid binding.
AUGAAGCAGCCUGAAAGCAAGAAAGAAAUCCAACAGCUCACACGUCGCCUUGCGGCCUUGACCAGAUUUUUGCCUAAAUCGGCAGAGAAGGCUUUGCCUUUCUUCAAGCUCCUUAAAAAAGAGGCAGAGUUCGGAUGGGGGGAAGAAUGCAAAAAGGCGUUCGAAAAUAUUAAGAAUUGCCUAGCCACCCCUCCCGUACUGUCAAAGCCAGAGCCUGGAGAAACGUUGAUCUUGUACCUAUCAGUGGGGGUAGAGGCCAUCAGUGCCGCUUUGGUACGAGAGACCGACAAGUCACAACAGCUGAUCUACUUUGUAGGUCGGACAUUGCAAGGACCGGAACUUCGUUACCAGAAGCUCGAAAAGGUUGCAUUCGCCCUGCUUACCACGGCAAGGAGGCUCCGACCUUAUUUCCAGGGUCACCGAGUCAUAGUGCGAACAAACCAGCCCAUCAGGCAAGCAAUUAAGUCGCAAGCGUUGGCCGAUUUCAUCCUGGAGCUAACCCCAUCUAAAGAAAAGGGAGAAGAGAAUGAAGAUCUUUGGACAAUAUAUGUCGACGGAUCCUCGAACUCUAAGGGGAGCGGGGCCGGGGUGAUCGUUGAAAGCCCUGAAGGAGAGUCCGUUGAACACUCACUUCACCUAGAAUUUCUGACCUCAAACAACCAAGCUGAAUACGAGGCGUUCAUUGCCGGGAUCGUGAAAGCAAAAGAGCACGGAGCAAGGAGGAUAAAAAUCAUGAGUGACUCACAACUGGUUACUUCACAAGUUGCGGGAAAAUAUCAAGCCAAGGGUCCCCUCAUGAUGAAGUACCUCCAACAGGUUAAGCGGCUAUUAGCCGAGUUUGACGAGGUGGUAGUCCAGUACAUACCUCAGAACGAGAAUAAUAGGGCCGACAUCCUAUCUAAACUCGCCAGCUCGAAAGGCUCAGGAAACCAUUGCACUGUAAUACAACAGAGCAUCUGGGAGCCAACCUGCGUCAUGAUGAUAACCGAGACUGAGGAUUGGAGAAGGCCAAUAGUGGCCUACCUGGAAAAAGGAGUCCUGCCAGACGAAACACAAGAGGCCAGAAAACUCGUGAGGAACUCAGCCUGCUUCACCAUAGUAGAAGGGCAACUCUACAAAAAAGGUUUCUACACACCCAUUCUGAAAUGCCUAAAUAAGAAUGAAGUCGAAUAUGUGUUGGCUGAGAUCCAUGAGGGCAUAAACGGACACCACAUGGGAGGAAAAGCUCUCGCCAAGAAGACACUAAGGGCAGGAUACUACUGGCCCACCAUGGAAGCAGAUGCGAAGGAGCACGUCAAAAGAUGCGAACAGUGUCAGAAACACACGCUAAUCCUUCGUGCACCCCCCGAAGAGCUGCAAACAAUCACGACACCAUGGCCAUUCUUCAAAUGGGGGAUGAGCCUGUUGGGACCUUUUACCGCGGCUGAAGGACAACUCAAGUGGUUGAUAGUGGCUGUUGACUACUUCACCAAGUGGAUCGAGGCUGAACCCCUCACCACCAUUACCUCGGCAAGGAUACAGAGAUUCUUUGAAAGAAACCUGAUUAGCCGAUUUGGACUUCCUGCCGAGAUCAUCACAGAUAACGGGACCUAG